Messenger RNA from Rhodotorula graminis WP1, 348 nucleotides. RefSeq lists its product as uncharacterized. Gene Ontology annotation, molecular function: RNA binding. Gene Ontology annotation, cellular component: U2 snRNP; U1 snRNP; catalytic step 2 spliceosome. The transcript has 3 exons. NCBI's taxonomy places the organism in Eukaryota, Fungi, Basidiomycota, Microbotryomycetes, Sporidiobolales, Sporidiobolaceae. The record is from RefSeq and is a predicted model, not a curated record. Gene Ontology annotation, biological process: RNA processing; spliceosomal snRNP assembly. The coding region runs from base 1 to 348 and encodes 115 amino acids.
AUGAAGCUCAACAACGAGACGGUGACGGUCGAGCUCAAGAACGGCACGACGGUGCACGGCACCAUCACCGGCGUCGACCCGUCGAUGAACACGCACCUCAAGAAGGUCAAGAUGACGGUCCGGGGCCGCGAGCCGCAAGCGCUCGACACGCUCGCGAUCCGCGGCAACAACGUGCGGUACUUUAUCCUCCCCGACUCGCUCCCGCUCGACACGCUCCUCAUCGACGAUGCGCCGAAACCCAAGAAGAAGCGCGGCGAUGCGGCGCCUCGGGGAGCUGCGCGCGGUCGCGGUGGCGACAGGGGUCGCGGCGGGCGUGGGCGUGGACGCGGUCGGGGCCGCGGGCUGUAA